This is a messenger RNA of Miscanthus lutarioriparius, 357 nucleotides long. The record is from the annotation of a GenBank genome assembly. NCBI's taxonomy places the organism in Eukaryota, Viridiplantae, Streptophyta, Magnoliopsida, Poales, Poaceae.
AUGACGUUCUCGGCCAUGGGCACAAAGAUCUUCGUCUUCAUGAACCGGCGCUGCGGCCUCGUCUACGACACCGACACGGCCGUGCUGGCCGUCGGCGCGCACGCCCCUGCCAAGAUGGUCUGUGGCUUCGGCAUCUCCGUUCCCGUCGGCGACGUGCUCUAUCUAUUAACAUACCGAUACUUCGACAAGCACGGGCACCACUCGUUCGAGGCAAUGUCGUGGGCGCCCACCGGAACCGCCCCCGACGACGCCGGCAGCUGGUCCUGGAACACUCUGCCGGCGCCGCCGCCCACGUUCACACCCGCCAGCGCGUCGUCUCCCACGCCCUGCACCCGGACGGCCGCACCAUCUUCAUGA